Messenger RNA from Stegostoma tigrinum, 770 nucleotides. RefSeq names its product rho GDP-dissociation inhibitor 1-like. Bases 107 to 712 code for a protein of 201 amino acids. The transcript has 6 exons. NCBI's taxonomy places the organism in Eukaryota, Metazoa, Chordata, Chondrichthyes, Orectolobiformes, Stegostomatidae. Gene Ontology annotation, biological process: Rho protein signal transduction. Gene Ontology annotation, cellular component: cytosol; membrane; cytoplasm. Gene Ontology annotation, molecular function: Rho GDP-dissociation inhibitor activity; protein binding. The record is from RefSeq and is a predicted model, not a curated record.
UUCCUCUCUCUGUUUUCACGCUCGAGUUGAUUCUCAUUUAAUUCUGUGUUGGCUCCACGCUGUGAUCUAAAACAGUCCAGUGUCGACGAGUAACUGCAACGGUGAAAUGACAGAUCAGAAACAUAACGAGAACACCGUAUCUGAUGAGGAAGAGGGUGAAAAGUCACUCAACUACAAGCCGCCAGCACAGAAAUCCCUCGCUGAGAUAGUGCAGCUUGAUGCAGAGGAUGAGAGUCUGGCAAAGUACAAGAAAAUGCUCCUGGGAUCAGACCUGCCGCUGGUAUCAGAUCCAAACGUUCCCAACGUGACUGUGACACGAAUGACUCUGAUCUGCACUGAAGCACCAGAGCCAAUCACCAUGGACCUUACUGGUGACCUCCGGGCCUUGAAGAGCACAAAGUUCGUGUUAAAGGAAGGCGUUUCCUACAAAGUGAAAAUCCACUUCAAAGUAAAUAAAGAAAUUGUUUCUGGAUUGAAAUACAUUGCAGUCACCUACAGGAAGGGGAUGAAAGUGGAGAAGACAGCUUUCAUGGUGGGGAGUUAUGGCCCACGUGCUGAGGAAUACGAGUUUGUGACCCCCUCAGAUGAAGCCCCAAAGGGUCUGACAGCCCGUGGCCAGUACUUAGUGAAAUCCAGCUUCACAGACGAUGACAAGACUGACCACUUGAGCUGGGAAUGGGCCCUGUGCCUGAAGAAGGAGUGGAAGGAAUAGUUAGUAUGGGAGAGAGAAGGUUCCUGACAUUGCAUCCUGCCACCCAUCACCUUGCCAC